Messenger RNA from Mustela erminea (ermine), 13194 nucleotides. RefSeq names its product zinc finger DBF-type containing 2 (gene ZDBF2). Gene Ontology annotation, molecular function: nucleic acid binding; zinc ion binding. The record is from RefSeq and is a predicted model, not a curated record. Gene Ontology annotation, biological process: genomic imprinting; epigenetic programming of gene expression. Lineage: Eukaryota; Metazoa; Chordata; Mammalia; Carnivora; Mustelidae.
CGCAGGCUGCCUUGUGCUUCUGUCGGGGGGUCUCUGGGUCGGAGGGGCCCGCGGGCGAGGCCUUGGGCUGGGCGGUGGGGAGGGGGCUGCUCGCCGAGAUCGCAUUUGGGGCUUUGUACCCGCAGGGACUUGCGGGGGCACCUGUGGGGCCGAGAUCCGGAGCCACCUGUCCGCAGAUCCCCUUCCCCCAAUGCCCUGCGCUGUAUCCAGCUGUCCCCAGACCUAGGCCUUUAUCAGUCUCUGGCGACGGGAAUUUCUUUGGGGAGCGUUAGAUUUUUGUGUGAACGAUCGUUUCACUAUUGUGGCGCAACAGUUGUGUGAAUCUGGGCAGAUUACGCCGUCGUUAUUACGUGCCCCUGAGAAGGCCCUUUGCAGCUCCUAACGUUAUCCGUCGCGAUGAUUUUGCAGCGCGGUGAAGACAUGCAUUACGAGAUGCUGGCUUGCAAAGAACUAAAACGUUUUGUUUUUUUUUUUUAAACCCCCCAGAACGGAAUUGUAUUUAAUUUGUUUUACAGCAGUUAUAUACUAUCAGGGGGGAACCCCCCCCCCGAAAAAGCCCAUAGCAAUUUCAUCCUCAAGGGAGUCAGUAUUAACAAUUAGGGAUGUUUGCCAGGACUGAUUCAGCUGAUGUAAUACCUGCUCUUUCCUACUCAAGAGGCUGGUUUAAUUGAUUUAUUUUCCCCGUAAGCGUGGAAGUUAGAAAGUCAGAGUUUCUUACAAUAAGACGUAACAGUUUGAGUUUUCCAGGACUGUAGCCGCUUGACUUUGGUCAUUCACCAUGCAGAGCCGACAAGGAUACUGCAGCUACUGCUGCGUGCGCUAUAAUAGCCUGGAACAGCACAUGGCCAGUCCCCAGCACAGAUACUUGACCACCCAGAAUCGACAGAGGAUGGGCACCACGAGCUUGAUGGAACGUUUCCUGCAGGAUGUGCUCCGGCACCACCCAUAUCAUUCUCAAGAAAACAGAUCAACCCAACAUGAGAGACUUCUUAUGAAUACUGCACCACCUCCUGAAGUGGUUCCUGUUGAUGAUUCUGUUUCUGAAGAAGCGACUGAGGAUGCCGCUGGCGUAAAAGGAGAGAGCUCCAGCAAGGGUUCUGAACCUAGUAAAGAGUUACAUGCUAGACCCGGCAAAUCUCAGGAAUGUAUACAGGGUGUUUCAGUAAGACCAUCAGUUAUUCAAAAACUGGAGAAGGGACAGCAGCAACCCUUGGGUUUCAUUCAGAAAAUUGGGAGUGGCAUGAAAGAAUUUAACCCAGUUGGUAUUGGUCAAGCUACACAUACUAGACCAAGCUUAAUAUGUCCGUCAGUGAUUUCUAGUGCUCCUGCUAGUUGUUUAGCUGGAAGUUCCUUUGACAGACCAGUUACAACUAAAACAACUAAGUUAGCAGCAGCAGCCAGUUCGGAUUCAGUCAGAAAAUGUGACCCAAACAAAGUUGACAGAUACCUUGAACAGCCAGACAGGGGCUCUAGAAAUCCUGUGCUGUCGUCCAAUCUAGAAACUUCAGUUUCAUAUCAGAAACCUAAAGAACCAAAUAGGAAAUCUUUAGGUACAAAUUCAGAUAAAUUGAUUAUACAGGAAGCUGUAAAAUCUCAGCGUAAAGCUUUGUCAGCUGGCGCUAAAGUCCGUGAAUUUAUGGGUACUGAAGGCUCCUUAAAAUCUGAAUCUCUUUCCAAAUUAGCUGUCAGCCAAGCAAUCAGCCUGAAUAAAAGUGGCAUGCCUUCUAAUAAGGGAACCUUUGAAGAUGCUACAGCAAAGCACCGUGAGAAAUUCCUUUCUGGUAUGGAUCAUACCCAAGAGGAAAAGCAUUUGGUUUUUAAUAAGUCAGCCUUUUUAGAACAGAAGAGCUCAGUGAUUUCUGCAGUGAAAUUUGCUCGUGGCUCUCUUCAGUCAGCAUCUGAUCAACCCGAAGAGACUGCACAAGACCUUUGGAAGGAGGAGCAAAUUGACCAAGAAGAUAAAAACUAUGAUUCGAGAGCUUCUGAAAUGAGUUUUGACUGCAGUUCCCCUCAUUCACUGACUGAUGAAUCUAAGGUGACUGCCAAAGAAGGACUUUCAAAGGAAGCGUACGCAGAUUUGCAGUGUAAGAGUAAGACAUCUUUCAUUUCUGUGGUGAGUUCGGAUCGUGAUGGCUCUCUUCCCUUGGCUACUAACCGAACUCAAGUAAUCGUUAAAGGUGUAAGUGCUCAGAAGGCAAAGCCUAUUAGCCUGGUUGAUGAAAGCUAUGAAUCUAGUGAUUCUGAGAUUAAUUUUGAAUGUGAUGCCUUACUUCAAUCAACUGAUGACUACCCCCAGCAACCUGCAAAAGAAGGAAACCUUCCUAAGGAGGAACACAUUGACUUGGUUGAUAAGAACUAUGGAUCUAGUAGCUCCGAAGUAAGUACUGAUUCUCCGUUUCCUCUUCAAUCAGUAGGUGACCAACUCCCAGUGGUUGUCACAGAAGCAAAACUUGAGAAGGUUCACAUUGGCUUGGUUGAUAAGAACUAUGGUUCAAGUUGUUCAGACACAAGUAUUGAUAACGAUGCUUCUCCUCAGUCUGUAGUUGAGCAUCCUCACCUGGUUGUCAAAGAAAGAAACAUAAAGGAUAGACAAGUCUAUCUGAAAGAUAAUAACCUUAAAUCCAGCAGUGCUAAAGGCCAUCUUGAUUAUGCUGUCUCCCUUGAGACAGUGACUGAUGAAUCUCAGAGGGCUGUUGAAGACAUACCCCUUCUGGAAGAGAAGAAUGAACCUGUGGAUAUGAACUAUGAUUCUCAUGGUUCUGAAAUGAGUUUUCACACUGAUGCUCGACUGGUGGCUGGCCAGUCUGGAGUAAUAGUUAAAAAAGUGAACGCUCGAGAAGUAGCUCUUGACCUGGAGGAUAAGAGUGUUAAAUCUAGCAAUUCUGAUCAAAGUUCUGAUUCUCGUGCUUCUCUUUAUCAGUCACCUAGUGAUCAGCGUGAAAUAAGUCUGAAAGAGUUAAAUGUUGACAUGGAAGUUAAGAGCUAUGGGUGCUCCAGUUCUGAGCUGACUUUUGAAUCUGAUCCCCCUGCUAUGUCGGGUACUGAACAUUCUGAGAUGGACAUGGAAGAAAUAAGAAAGAGGCACAUUAACUUGGAAGGUGAGCACUCUGGGUCAAAUAGUUCUGCAAUAACUUUUGACUCUGAUAUUCUUCUUCGCUCAGGAGUUGACCAGCCUCAAGUAGCUAUUUAUGUGGAAGAACCGAGUCAUCUGGAAAAUCAGACUAAUAAAUCUUGUGUUGCUGAAGUAACUUUUGAUUCUGAUAUACCUGUUCAUUCGGGGACUAAUCAACCUGAACUGGCUGUUAAAGACAUAAUCAUUCAGAAAGAAGAUUAUAUACACUUAGGGAGGAAGAAUGAUGAACCCAGUGGUUCUGAAAUAAGUUUGGAUUUUUAUGUCCCUUCUCAUUCAGUGACUGACCCUCCUGAAGUAGCUAUGGAAAAGCUAAAUCUUCAAAAAGAAGAGCAGAUAUACUUAGAAAAUAAGGACAAUGAGCCUAGUGGUUCUGAAUUAAGUUUGAAUUAUGGUAUUUUUCAUUCAAUAACUGGACAUUCUAACAAUCCCCUUAAAGAAAUGAAUCUUCAGGAAGAGCACAUACACUUGGGAAAUAAAGGUAAUGGGCCUAGUGUUUCUGAAAUCAGUUUGAAAUCUGACCUUUCUUACCAUUUAAUGACUGAUCAUCCUAACAUAGCUGUUAAAGAAAUAAGCCAUCAGAAGGAACACAUGUACUUACAAGAUAAGGAUAAUGCAUUAAGCAUUUAUGAAACGAGUUUGGUUCCUGGUGUCCAUCUUCAUCAGUCAGUGACUCACAAGCCUGAAACCGCUGUUAAAGAAAUGUGGCUCCAAAAAGAAAGGCAUGCUAAAUUCAAAAGUAAAAGUCCUAAAUUUGGUAGUUCUGCGACAGGUUCUGACAUCCCUCAUUAUUUAGUGACUGAACCUCAGAUAGCGGUCAAAGAAAUCAAUGUUCAGAAAGAACAUGUUCUAGAAAAAAAGAGUGAUAAAUACAGCAGUUCUGGAAUAAUGUUUGGUUCUCAUGUCCUUCCUCACUUAAUGACCGAAACGCCUCACAUUGCUGUUUUGAAGGAGGACCGUGUUGUCCUAGAAGGUCAGAGUACUGGAGCUAGAGGUUUUGCAGUAAAUUUGGAUACUGGUGCCCCUCUUCAUUCAGUCAUUGGCCAACCUCAGCUAACCCGCCUGAAGGAACAAAAUGUUCAUCUGGAAGAUAAAAACCAUGAAUCUAGUCAUUGUAAGAUAAGAUAUGAUUGUGGUGACCCUCAUCCGCUAUUGACUGGACAAUUUAGGGAAGUGGUUAAGAAAACAAAUCUGAGGAAGGAAGGGAAAGUUGUAAUGAAAAAUAAAAAGGUUCAAACUAAAGGUUCUAAAUUAAUACGCUCUUCUGGUGUUUCUCUUCAGCCUGUGGCUGAUAAACCUGAAGGGGCUAUUAAACGAGUAAACCCGGAGAAUGAAGGUCAUGUGAACGUGGAAGAUAAGAGCAGCCAAUGUAGUGGUUCUGAAGUGAGUUUGGAUUCUGAUUUCUUGGUUGAGUCAAUAAUCGAUCAACCUCAAGUAACUGUUUUGGAUCAGGACCAUACUGAGCUAGUAGAAGAUAAGCAUAGUCAAUCUGGUGGUUCUGAAAUGAGUUUUGAUUCUGAGGAUCCUCUUCAGUCAGUGGCUGAGCAGGUUAGAGAAACUGUUAAAGAAAUAACCCUUUGGAAGGAUGAAGUUGAGGUGGAAGAUAAGAGGGAUGAAGCUAAUGUGGAAGAUAAGAGGGAUGAAGCUGAUGUGGAAGAUAAGAGGGAUGAACCCAAGGGUUUUGAAAUGAUGUAUGAUUCUAAUGUCCUUUAUCAGUCAGUGGCUGCCCAAACUGAAGAAGUCGUUAAGGGGAUGAACCUUUGGAAGGAGCACGUUGACAUGCAAGGGAAGAUUGUGGAACCUAGUGAUCCUAAAAUAAAUUUUGAUUCUAAUGAACCUCCUCAGUCUGUGCCUAAUGAAAUUCAAGAUGCUAUUGCAGAAAUAAGUCUUCUGAGGGAAGGACAUGUUUGUCUGGCUGAUAAGGACUAUGAACCCAAUGAUUCUGAAAUAAUUUAUGUUUCAAAUGUCCCUCUUGAAUCAGUGGUUGAGCAACCACACCUUUUGGAAGGGGAACAUGCCAGUUUGGAAGAUAAGAGCACUAUCGCUUGUCCUGAAAUAACUUUCAUUUCUGAUGAUCAUCUUCAGUCAGUGGCUGACCAGCUUCAAAAAUCUGUUAAAGAAGUCAGUCUCUGGAAGGAAGACCAUAUUUACUUGGAAGAUAAGAGCUACAAACUAGGUGACUUCGAGGUAAGUUAUGAUUCUGAUGUUCCUGUUCCCUUUGUGGUUGAUCAGUCUCCUUUGGCUGUCAAAGAAAUAAACUUGCAAAAUGACCUAGAAAAUAAGAGCUGUGGACCUAGUGUUUUUGAAAUAAAAUGUGAUUCUGGUAUUCAUUUGCAGUUAGAAGUUGACCAGUCUGAAGUGGUGUGCAAAGAAAUAGAUCUUCCAAAAGAAAGGCAUCUUGGCAUGGAAGUAAAGACCAGUGAACCUAGUGAUUCGGAAUUAAUGUGUGAUUCUGAUGUCCCUCUUGAAAUAGUGGUUAAUGAACUUCAAGUGUCAGUUAAAGAAGCAAAUCUUAGAAAGAUGCUCUUUGUGGACCUGGUGACCAGUGAUAGUGAUUGUGAAGUGAUUGCGGAGUCUGAUAUGCCUUUUCAGCCAGUGAUUGACUCACCUGACAUGACUGUCAAAGACAUCAAUUGUAUAAAUACGGAAGGCUAUGAUCUAGAAGGUGAAUGCUGUGACUCUUGUGGUUCUGAAAUAGGAUAUGUUUGUGAAGCCUCUCCACAGUCACUGGCAAACCAGUGCAAAGAGACUUUCAAAGUGGUAAACCAGAAGAAAGACUAUAUCAUUCUGCAGGAGUCAAGCUGUGAGUCUUACGGUUCUGAAAUAAAUUUUCAAAUCGACCCCCCAGAUCGGUCUGUGACUUACUCGUCACAAGAAUCCGAUAAAGAAAUGGUGAAAAUUAUUGACUCAGAAGAGAAGAGUUGUGAAUCGGAUAGUCCUAAAACAGAUUUUAAAUGGGAAGACGAUGCUGAGCCAAUGGCUGAGCAGCUCCAGGAAGAAGACAAAGGAAUCAACAUUCGUCAAAGGAAAGGUCUAGAAACCAUUGGCCGAAAAGAAAAGCACUGUGAAGCUACUGUUUCUGCAGUGCGUUGUAGUGCCUCUUCUGGGUCAGCAGUCCAUCAGAGGGCUAGCAAGGGAAAGAUUUUGAAGUUAAAACAUGCAGAUCCAGAAAGUAUGAGCUGUGAACCAUGUGGUUCUGGAAUGAGUUUCCAGUGCUCUCUUCAGUCUGAUGCUGACCAGCCUCAAGAAGCCGUUAAUAAAACAGGACUCUACAAGAAGAUGACUCUGGACCCAGAAGAAACAAACCGUGAUUCCCACCCAACCUCUAUUUUCAUAGUUGAUCCUGCCAGGAACCUGGAAAAGGUAAAGGAGGUCAUAGAAGAUGAUCCUGAUGAACCUGUCCUUGAAGCCUUGCCUCAUGUCCCUCCUUCAUUUGUGGGGAAAACGUGGUCUCAGAUAAUGAGAGAGGAUGACAUGAAAAUUAAUGCUCUUGUGAAAGAAUUUAAGGAAGGUCGUUUCCACUGUUACUUUGAUGAUGACGGUGAGACCAGGAAGAUAAAAAAAAAAAAUUUGAAUGAAGAAAAAAAGAUUACUUGGACUGACGGGAGUCAGGACACUACCGCAAUUCAAGUUUUUUCAGAUUGUGAUGAUAAUGCAGGUGGCGUUUCAGAUACUGAUGACUUUCCAGUGGCCUUAGAUAAAUCUAGCCAUCAUUCUACAGUCAAGAGGCCUUAUUAUGAACAGUCAUGGCGACUGGCUGCUCGAUGUCAGGCUGUAAAAGUCAGCCAUGGAACUCAAACCAAUUUCUCAAAUCAGUCAGACGCACAAGACAGUGGACAGGAGGAUGACUCAACAGGGAAGCGUUCGCUUCAACAGGACAAAAAAACAAAAAAGAAAGUGAAAAUUGGAGCACAUGAAUAUCCUGAAACAUGUACUAAAGUUCUGAAGCCUUUGCAACCCAAUGCCUUAGUCUACGUUAUUUCUUCAAACAUGAAAUUUCAGGACAGUGAAACUGCCAACUUCGCUAAAAAAUACCGCACCCCCAGAAGUCGGGAUGUUAGCAUAGAGUACAAAUACAAACGGAGCCCCUUUAAUUACUAUGACCCACUGAGUAAGGAAAUUGUAAUUGAUCCUCCUCUGAGCUUAGAUGAAUCAGACCCUGACAGAGUUAACUGGCUUCAAGCUAGUCUCAGCGACCUGAGCUCCAGUUCAGGCGAUGAAGACGCUGAAGACUGUGACCCAACAUCCGUUUUGACCAUAAGGGACGAAUUGCUGGCCUAUCCGGGGGCCCCUGUUUCACCUGAGCGAGUGCCACGGCCGGGGACUUCGGGGACCUCGCGGCCGGGGACUUCGGGGACCUCACGGCCGGGGACUUCGGGGACCUCACUGCCGGGGACUUCGGGGACCUCACGGCCGGGGACUUCGGGGACCUCACUGCCGGGAACUUCGGGGACCUCACGGCCGGGGACUUCGGGGACUUCAGGGACUUCGAGCGCUAGCGCAGGCGCAGCUCCAAAGGAAAGUAGUUUCCAGGUAACGGUGGUCCCCAGCGACGCCGCCGGGACCUCUUCGGAAGCAGGUACCGGGAAGUUCUCCGAAGGUAAAAAGAAAAUUCAGAGGAGGGUGACAACGAAUGAGGACAAGCCAGACUUCCCCACGAAGGCUUAUAAACCGAUGAGUCUCCAGGCACAGCCCAGGAUCGCUUCCGAAAGACGGUCCAUUUGGAUUCGGACCAAAGUAAACGAUAUCAUUCGAAAGUAUCUUUCAAAAUACUCUUUCCUGCGUCGCAAGUAUCAGUCCCGGAGCGCGUUUCUCCGACUGCAUCUUAACCAGAAGAAAUGCGACCCCCCCAAGGCGAAGGCGAAGGCGAAGGCGAAGGUGGCGGCGAGGAGCACCACCCACAUGGUUCUGAGGUCGUCGGUUCCGCCGGUGCCCGCGGAUCCUCCGGUGCCCUCGGAUCCGCCGGUGCCCGCGGAAUCGCCGGUUCCUCCGGUCCCGCGGGUUCCCCCGGUUCCCUCGGUCCCCCCGGUUCCGUCGGUCCCCCCGGUUCCCUCGGUCCCGCGAGCUCCGCCGGUGGCGGUGGCGGCGGCGGCGGCGGCGGCAGCAGCGGCCGAGGGACAGUCCCUGACGGCCCCCGGCUCCGGCCCCAAGCCGCCGGGGCUGCGGGGUGCAGGCCGGAGGAGGAAUGGUAAGAGACGCUCUCGGAAGAAGAGAAGACGACGACUCUCCCGACCCGUGAAGAUCUACGCUUUGAGAAGCCUGUACUCCCAGGUGCCCUACUCCGACAGGAUGAGGACUCGGCUGUCAAGCAAGCGAGAGGCCAACGAGACCGCCUAGACGCGCGGAGGCGAGCUGAGCAGUCCGUGCAUCUCUCGAAACACAUUUGUGCGCAUAGCUUUCCCAGCUUCGGUGAAAAAAAAAUUUACCUUCAACUAUUUUGCUACAGACAUUAUUUUUCAGAACUUUUAUAAUUCAUUUAAAAUUCGUGUUUAAGGUCUCUCUCUCUCUUUUUUUUAGAGAUCCAAACGCAUCCUUUGUCCAUUUGCCGUAGAAGAGCUUCACCUUAAUUUACAGCUAUAAUUUAGCAGAGUAUAUAUACACAUUUUUUUCCUCCUUCAAAUCACGUCCCUCUUAUUUAUUUUUUGAUUGUAUCUCAUGUCAGCAGGACAUAAUACUGCAAAAAUGAAUGUGACAAACAUUGAAUGCUAUCUUAUUUUUACUUUUUAAAAAUUGAAACAAAGGAAUAUGUACUUCUGUGCGUUUCAGAGUGGCAUUGUCAAUACCGUAUUCUAACGGGAGAAUUAAAAAACUAGAAUAAGUUAUCUCAGCUUUCCAGUGAGGUUGAUUUAAAUAAUCACCAACAAAAUAGAAUUGAUCUUUCUUUUAAAAGCAUCUAAGAAAAUGAGAUUCCGUAAUCUUUAAUCCAGUUUUUAAAAACUGCCUAAUGAUUUUCUAUACACACAUACAAACUCCUUCUGCUGCCUUUAAAUUGGAUUUGCAAGUUUCUAACUUAUUUGGACACAUGCACAUAUACAGUCUCUGUAGGUUUUUCUUUAGCAUUAUUAGAUCUUAAGGGGAGAAUGAUCUUGCCAGUGUAAUUAUGUUUCCCACCACCUUUAUUCCUUUCCACCUGAAGUACUGGUGGUUUAAUAUGAAAAUCUGGGUUAUCUUCAUGGCCUUAUCUCUUAAAAAUAUUUCAGCCACUAUCCUAUCGUUUUCUGUAAUUAUUGAACUGAAAUUGAGCUAAAAUUACAGCUUUGGUAAUUUGGGCAGACCAUUAAUUGCCCUUAACUAAUUAUUUGUAAUCUUAGUAUUUCGAAAGAUCUAAUAAAACUGAUAACCUACAUGGAGGCCAGUUUUGCAAGGGAAAAACUACAUAUUUGUACAUUCGUUUGGCUUUCCUUAAACUUACUAACGGAUUUUAAUAGUUCAAACAAAAGACGUUAAGAUAAGCAGUUAGGUCUGAGAUACUCAGAACAUGUUUAGAUCCUUUAUUUGGGGACACUGGUUGAGCUGGUACAGACACAUCUAAUUACCCUGUUUAAGACAAGGAUCCUGGAUCCUUUCUAUCACUAAUGUUAAAGGAAACAUGAAUUUCAACUCUCUUGUAUAAACCAUAUCUUAUUGAAACUAGAUCAGUGUACCAUGAUUUCAGAGAUAAAAAUGUGUUACUUUAGACUUAAUGAAAUAUAGUGUAACAGUUGGUGUCUAAAUGUAGUUUUAUUUCAGGGGCCGUUUUUAACCUGUGGGUAUGUUAUGGCGUUCUGUUGUAAUUUCUUUACUUCUAAAUUUAAAACAUAAUUCUGUUGAAAAACAAAUGGGCAAAUGUUUAUAUUUUUAGUUGCAAAGCAACUUCAGCCUUGCCUCAUAUACAAACAUAUUUUAAUUCCCCUCCUUAAAAUGAUACUAUGGGCCACUAGUUUAAAAUACUCCUCCAAUUUUAAUUUAGAAAGAAAACUGUCCUAUUGUUUAGGAAGUAAACAGCAGUUAAUAUGUGAAAAUAUUCUAUUUGUGGAUACUGGUGUCAUCUUUUCCCUAUAAAGUAGACACGGGUAAUUUCCUUAAGUACUCUUCGUAGGCAUUCUGGAUGCUUUAGGCUUAAGUUAAAAAGCAGAUCAUAUGGAAAUAAUGUACUCAAUGAAUAUGUUGUGUCAUAUCUAUUGUGAUUGCAUCACGCGGAGAGGACAGUUCUUAUAAGUGAAAUGAUCAAAACAGUUAAAAAAUUUUACUACUUUUUUCACAUUGGAGACUCUUCUAAAUACCAUUUUUUUGAGAGAAAAAAGGUUUAUAUUGAAAAUUUAUAUUACUAAAAAAUCAAAGUAUAGUACAGUCCUGAUUAUUUUUUUUAACAUUUUGCAAAUGUUUAUAAGUUCCUGUAGUCAUUAUUUUAGACAAGCUUGAAAAAUUGAAAUUGUAAAAAUUAUAAUUUAAAUUAAAGUAGAAAUGAUUUACUUUCAGAAUUUGGUAGGCUACAAGAUGUGCCCCUUUGUCAAAAUAUAUUUUGGCUUAAUUUGCAGUUUAGAUGAAAGAGUUGGAUGUUUUUUGUGUAUUCAGGAGUGCGUUAAAUUCUUUUAAUAGUGAUAAAUCAAGUUAUAACAACAAUGAAUAUUUUAUUAAUCUUGUCCUUGUUCAGUAUCUUGCAUAAAUUUUUAUUAUGAUUGUCCCAAGUUAUACAGUAUGUGGACAAUAUUGUGUGAAGUGUGUUUUGCAUUUGUGCAUUUAAAUUAUUUGUGUAAUUAGGGCUCUGAGUGACACUUUUUGGUAAAGAGAAACUAUAUUUAAAUAUUCAAGCAAGUAUAUAUUUCCAUGUAAAGCUAAUGUGAAGACUAAUGUAUUUUUUAUAAUGCAGUUUAAAGAGUAAAUUUGUUUUCAAAGUUGCCAAGAUAAAAUUUAUCAAAUAUUGAAAUUUGUCUCUACUUUCUCCUCAAGUUAGGAAGUUUUUCUGGGAACACUUAAGGAAUCAGAGAAUAAUGAAAACGAAUUCAUUUUAUAAAUGGUCUUAGAGAUAAUAAAUAAGAGAAUAUAAAUGUUGAUGCUGGUGAGGAAAUAGUUUAACCAAAGAUAUACAGGUAUGUUCAUGGAGUACUUAUUUCAAAGGAUUAAAUUUAACAGCUAUUUGUUUCUCUGGUGGAGUAGUGGGUUAGCAACUUCUCACUUCGUAUACCUGUAUCGAAAGAGUCAAUGAACGGGACUGAGUUCAGGAGGCAGAAGCCACAUCAUUAGUUGACACCUGGUGGGAAGAGAGAACUUUGAUGCCUCCAGUAUCAUAGCGUAUGUUAUAAAGGACAAGAAAACAUGGAAAAGUAUACGUAUGUCACUGAGGUCAGGGCCUUGGGCCUCAAUAGUAAUGGUUUCUGGGUUUUUUGGGUCCAGGAUCAUAUUGCUAAGAUGGAACAACAGCCUACUCUCUGUGAUAAAAAAUUACUAAAGUAAAAAUAUAUGAUGGAUGUCCAUACUCACUAAAGGACUUUUCUAUAUAAUAAAAUGUGGAACAUACUGAAAAAUCAUGUAAUUAGGGAAUUAACACAUCAAAAUGUCAACCUGAGAAGAUGAGAGGCUGAGGAAGAGUCUCGACAUUUCCUUAAACUUUAUUUGCCCCCAAAUAUUGGGAAAUGAGACAGUAAGUUUCCUUUGUUCUUCUUAUACUUUAUACGUGUAUUUAAAAAGUUCUCCCCGAAUAUUUUAAAUAAUUUACCUUGAUUAAGAAAUAGGUCUAGGAUGAACUAUAAUUUGUUGCUGAAUCUUUAAAUAAGUAUGAACUUAUACUUUAUUUACAUUUAUAAUUUAUUAUAUGCAUGUGGUUUUUUUAACAUGCAUUUUAUUUUCUAAGUUUUUAAGCUGGACGUGUGUGUGUGUGUGUGCGCGUGUACAUCUUGAGCCCUUACUUACUAAGUGCCGGGCAUCGUUCUGAGCUUUUAACCUGUAUUAUCUCAUUUGAUCUUCAAAGAGCCCUAUGAGUUAGGUACUGUGAUUGUCACUAAAUAGCUCUAUGCCUCAAUUUUGGGAUUACAAAUGAGUUGUUAUUUACUGUGUUCAGAUGGGGAUUACAGUCCCCAGUGCCAGGACACCACUAAUCUACUGUCUGUAUAGUUUAGCCUUUUCUGGACAUUUUAUGUAAAUGGCAUCAUACAAUAUGUGGUGUUUGUGUCUGGCUCCUUCAUUUACUAUAGUGUGUUUGAGGGUCAUUCAUGUUGUGGCAUGUAUCAGUAUUUUGUUCUAUUUUUAUUGCUGAAUAGUAUUUAUAAUUAGUUUUUAAUGAAGCUGGUAACAGAAUGCUGGUCUCCUGACAAAUAUGAUAAAAGCUGUUAGGCUUGAGGCUAGCUGUUCCUUUAUGGCUCUCAUCCCUGUUACCCUUGAUUAUUACCCCAUUUCCAAGACCAACUGGAUAUCUGCCUUUUUAAGUGCCCUUAUCCCAUACUUGAAUGCUUUAUACUUCUCUGUCUUUGGCUCUUACUCCCUUCAUUGCCCAUCUUGGCAUUCUUCACCGUGCUCUCUGAAUUCUCAUUUUCAUUGUCAACACAUUAUCCUCUGUUUUCUCAAUCUUUUUCACAGUGGAGUGCUUGAAUGUAACAGAACUGAGAAUCACAUCCAAGUUAGCCAUUCUCUUAAUCUCCACAGGCUGGAGAGCCAGGCGGUGUUGGUGAUGGUACUGGUCAUGGUGAACACUCUGCUUUACAAUCACACUUCUCCAUAACCCCAGUACACACCAUCAAAGUCAGGAAAUCAACAUUGAUAAUGGUAUAACUCUAUUCCACAGACCUCAUUUGGAUUUUACAGAUUGUUCUACAGUUCCCUCUAUAGGUCCAGGAUUCUACCCAGGAUCACUCACUGUCAUGACUGUUCAGUUUCCUUCUGUAUGGAGCAGUUCCUCAGCCUUUCUUUGUAUUUAAUAACUUGACAUUUUGAAGUGUACAAACCAGUUUCUUUGUGGAAUGUCCCUCAGUUUGAGUUUGUCUGGUGUUUCUUUAUAGUUAAUGCUUUGCGGGGGUGGGGGUGGGGCAGAAAUUCUGUGGACUUUUCAAUGUAUCCUAAUCGCAGCCAUGUGAUGUCAGUUUGAAUAAAAG